Molecule: messenger RNA, 261 nt
Organism: Bacidia gigantensis
Lineage: Eukaryota; Fungi; Ascomycota; Lecanoromycetes; Lecanorales; Ramalinaceae
Exons: 2
Coding region: 1-261 (86 amino acids)
Source: RefSeq, a predicted model, not a curated record
AUGUCGAACUACGAUAAGCCUCCGGCCUACCCACCUCCCGCACAUACCGAUUCUCCCUAUGACCCCAAUAGCCAAGGAGGGGCGGCACAAGGCUACUACGGAGCCCCUUCAGACCAAGGCGGAUACUAUGGUGGCCAACCGCAGCCCCAAUAUGGCCAACCACAAGGUUAUCCACAACAGCAAGGGUAUCCGCCACAGCAGGGAAUGUACUACCAGCAGCAAGGGCAGCCGUAUGGGGAUGGCGCGGAAGGGGAUUCGUAG